UUAUGUUCUGAGAUGACUGUCACUUGGAACCAUGGAUCCUGCAGUGUUAAUGGAUGCCAUUGUGGAAGAAGUGAACUGUCCUAUCUGUAUGACCUUCCUCAGGGAGCCUGUGAGCAUCACCUGUGGCCACACUUUCUGCCACAGCUGUCUCUCUGGACUCUGGAAGCUCCCAGCAGACUCCCAGAACUUGAGCUACACUUGUCCCCUUUGUCGAGCUCCCGUGCAGCCAAAGAAACUCCGUCCCAAUUGGCAGCUGGCCAGCGUUGUAGAUAAGGUCCGACUGCUAGGCUUCUGUAUGGAAAUGGGACUAAAGACUGAUAUGUGUGAUCUCCACAAGGAACAGCUCACAAUGUUCUGCAAAGAGGAUGAUGUGGUAACCUGCAAGGCCUGUAACAAGUCCCCAGAGCAUGAAGCACACAGCGUUGUACCCAUAAAGGAUGUUGCCUGGGAGUAUAAGUGGAAACUCCAGCAAGCUCUGGAACAUCUGAGGAAAGAACAGGAGAAAGUCUGGAAACUGGAAGUCAGUGAGAAGGAACAAGCUGCCAUCUGGAAGACGCAGAUGGAAAAACGAAAGCAGAGCAUCCUAUGGGAGUUUGAAAAAUAUCAGCAGUUGUUAAAGGAGAAAGAGCUGCCAUGUCAGCAGGCAGAAGAAGAGGCAGCCGCUGUUCAGGCUGGCCUGGAGCAGGAGAAGGGAGAGACGGGAAACAAACUGAGGUUGAGGCACGAGAAGAUGAUCCAGCAGAGCCAGGUCCUGUGGCAGAUGAUUGUGGAGCUGGAAGAGAGAUCCCAGAGACCUGUGCGCUGGAUGAUGCAGGGUAUUCAGGAAGCCUUAAACAGGAGCAAGUCUUGGAGCCUGCAGCAGCUAGAACCAAUCUCCUUGGAGCUGAAGACAGAUUGCCGUGUGCUAGGACUAAGAGAGAUUCUGAAGACAUUUGCAGUGGAUGUGCGCCUAGAUCCAGACACAGCUUACUCCCGCCUUGUCAUUUCCAAGGACAGGAAAAGUGUGCACUAUGGAGUCACCCAGCAGAACCUGCCUGACAAUCCUGAGAGAUUUUACCGCUACAACAUUGUCUUGGGCAGCCAAUGCAUCUCCUCCGGCCGGCACUACUGGGAAGUGGAGGUUGGAGACAGAUCUGAGUGGGGCCUGGGAGUGUGUGUAGAAAGUGUAGACCGGAAAGAGGUGGUCUACUUAUCGCCUCGCUAUGGCUUCUGGGUGAUAAGGCUGAGGAAAGGAACAGAGUACCGAGCAGGCACAGAUGAAUAUCCACUCCUGCCCUUGUCAGUUCCUCCGCACCGGGUAGGAAUCUUCCUAGACUAUGAGGCCCAUGACAUCUCCUUCUACAAUGUGACUGAUGCUGACUCUCAUAUUUUCACUUUUCCUCGCUAUCCCUUCCCGGGCCGUCUCCUGCCCUAUUUCAGUCCUUGUUACAGCAUUGGCACUAACAACACCACUCCAAUCACCAUUUGUACCCUGGAUGGGGAAGGCUAGGAGAACCAUCCUAACCUAAUGUUGGAAUUUGGCAGGGGAUGACUGUUCAAGGAUGCUUCCAAUGAUAAACAUAUUCCUGAACCCAGCUUAAAGCCCAAGGGCUCCUCUAGAUCUGACCUUAUGGUAUCGCUAUUAGAACAAACUGCCAGUGCCCCUCAGAGCAAAAUCGUCCCAGUCAGAUAAGCACUGUGAUCCAUGAUGCAAACAUGACAGGGAUGAUGGACUUUGUCCAUUCCGGAGAUCCUGGCUUCAUAAUUAAGUGGGUACCGGUGAUUAAAUAAAUGCAGACACCAGGAAAGCUUUUACAUAAUGUUUUCCAGGAGACUAAGUAAUAAGGUACAUGCCCGGAGCUGAUGGUCAUGGUGAAACCAGGUAGAGGUCCUUCACAUGAGCCUUGCUGCUACCAAACCAACCCUAACCUCCAUUCUAGAGAAACGCAGUCUGUGCUUCUCCAGCACAGAAGUCAGAGCUCAUCCAGGAUGCUCCCCGUAUCUCCUUCCUGAGCAUGAGGAUGGGUCUACGUCCUGGGCCUGUCUUUUCUCUAAGGGGCAGAACCAGAAACCUUAGGGGCCUUGGUUUUUAUUUUUACUGCAUGUAUAAAGAAAUUGAAACAGCCUUCUUUUCUACAGAGCUUUGAAAGAUGAGAUUGUAAAACUUGUAAAAUGAUUUUCACAUUAAAAUGAAACAAAGUUGACAAACUCAGUUCACAGA
This is a messenger RNA of Rattus rattus (black rat), 2200 nucleotides long. RefSeq names its product tripartite motif containing 68 (gene Trim68). Gene Ontology annotation, molecular function: protein binding; zinc ion binding. The transcript is spliced from 6 exons. The coding region runs from base 32 to 1489 and encodes 485 amino acids. The record is from RefSeq and is a predicted model, not a curated record. NCBI's taxonomy places the organism in Eukaryota, Metazoa, Chordata, Mammalia, Rodentia, Muridae.